AAUCUCCUUUAAGAAGGUUGAAGCAAAAGCAAAAGCCCAAAAAAAGAAAGAAAGAAAACAGACUGAAAGCAGAUAAAUAGAGUUUAAGUGUUUGGAGCAGAGAAACCGAAACGAACAAACAAGAACAUGAACAGUACCAACUCAGGAGCUACAACUUCGACUAAAAGCAAGAUACCAAUGGAGGAGAACCAAGAAGAAGAGAUAUGGCGAAACUUUCAAGCCCGAGAAGAAGAGAUCGAGAGAAAGAAGAUGGCGGUUAAGGACAAGAUUCAACAGCGACUUGGGUUUGCAGAGGAAGCCACAAGAAGCUUGACACAGACAUUGGAAGGGCUAGAGAUCAUGGGAGAUCCAAUGAGGAAGGAAGUGGGGAUGGUAAGAAAGAAAAUCGAGAUGGCAAAUCGAGAAAUCAAAUCUUUGUCUCAGAGCUGCCAGAAGAAGGAGAGGGAAUACAAAGAGAUACAUGAGGCUUUCGACGAAAAGAACAAAGAGAAAGCACACCUUGUUUCAAUCUUAAUGGAGCUACUAGCUGAAAGUGAAAGAGUAAGGGUGAAGAAGCUGGAAGAGAUCAACAAGACUAUUGGGUCCUUGCGAUAAUCAAUUCUACCUUUUACAUGGGAACUGUUUGAGGUUUUGGAUCAUUUAUGGAUUAAAGUUCCUCUACUGAAGUGUGAGAAAAGGUGUAAAAGAAUGUAAUGGAAAAACGAUUUGCCUCAGGGAUUUAAGAAAUUCAUACCUAAAGAUAUUUUUGU
This is a messenger RNA of Arabidopsis thaliana (thale cress), 749 nucleotides long. RefSeq names its product RAB6-interacting golgin (DUF662). The transcript is spliced from 4 exons. The coding region runs from base 127 to 594 and encodes 155 amino acids. NCBI's taxonomy places the organism in Eukaryota, Viridiplantae, Streptophyta, Magnoliopsida, Brassicales, Brassicaceae. The record is from RefSeq and is marked reviewed.